Molecule: messenger RNA, 2164 nt
Organism: Seriola aureovittata
Lineage: Eukaryota; Metazoa; Chordata; Actinopteri; Carangiformes; Carangidae
Product: NXPE family member 3-like
Exons: 6
Coding region: 232-1902 (556 amino acids)
Source: RefSeq, a predicted model, not a curated record
UGUCUGUGGCCUUGGUUGAUAGUUGGUCAAUACGGGACUUUUCUUUAGUUUAGUCCUAACCACUGGAAACCUGUACAGGAUUUCACAAUUCAAAUUUUAGCCAGUAAUACUAUUUAGCAUAAAAAGGCGUCAGUUACCACUCCUUUUUUUUUUUUUUUUUUUCCAGCUCCAGAUGAACUAGUCACAGAACCAUGCUGUACCCAGAGAGGAGAUGAAGACGGAUCCCUGAUCAUGAUCGUCAAAGUUUGUAAAAGAAGGGAGGUCAACCUUUGCCUUCCGAAGUACGGUGCCAUCUUCCUGUUACUGGCUGUGUUUGUCUUAAUCUUUAUACUACGUAACAUGGAUUUACAGGAGCAUAAAGUGAACUCCACAGUGAUACUUGCAAGAUUUUCCACUGACCAAUUCAUGCAUCACGGCUUCUGCACCUUCCGGCCACUGUCCACUGAGGACGCUCUGGAAGAAGACCUUAUACUAGACUCCAUUGCUUGGCCUGAAGCUCCAGCUGUGGUUUCUCUGGAGCAGACCAGCGAUCCUUCCCACAGCACCUUCACAAUUCCCCCAAAGAAAGGAGGAGGACAGUGGCAUGUAGGAGAUCAGCUGGAGGUUAUGAUCCAAAUGUAUGACUUCCAGGGCCAACCCAAGAAGUCUGGAGGAGACUUCUUAGUCGCCCGUCUGCACAACCAGGCUCUUGGUGCAGGUGUCGCUGGGCAAGUGGUGGAUCAUCUCAAUGGCUACUAUUCUGCUGUGUUCUCUUUACUCUGGGAGGGAAGCGCGGAGGUUGAGGUGACACUGGUUCACCCUAGUGAGGCCAUCACAGUGCUGCAAAGACUGACCAGCGAACAGCCAGACAGGAUUUACUUCCAAAGUGUCUUCCACUCAGGCUCGGUGUCUGAGACUGCCACCUGUAACGUAUGCCUGCAUCCAACCCAUAAGCCGUUAUGCAACUACACUGACCUCCAUACAGGUGAGCCGUGGUUCUGCUACAAGCCAAAGACGCUGAGCUGUGAUGCGAGGAUCAACCACUCUAAAGGAGGAUUUACGAAAAACCUCAAGGACAAGGAGGAGAAGCUCUUUCAAAAUAAUGUCAACAUGAAAGUCUCCAUUCAAGCCUCGCAAUCUGCCAAUGUCACCGUAUGGCCCAACAAGACAGAAAGGAAGAACAGUAGUGUGAAGUAUGGACAUUCUGGCUAUUACUACCAAGGAGAGUGGCGAGCACUAGGCGGAACCACAGUUCGCCAAUUCAACACCUCCUCUGCCAUCAGUCAGUGUCUGAAAGGCAAGGCGGUCCACCUGUACGGGGACUCCACCAUCAGGCAGUGGUUUGAACACCUCAACGAAGCGCUACCAGAUCUCAAAGAGUUCAAACUACACAACCUGAAGCAAACUGGACCUUUCAUGGCCUUUAACUAUGCAAAAAACAUCAUGGUGACGUACCGCUGCCAUGGUCCUCCUAUACGUUUUGGCACUGUUCCAACCAGCCAGCUGCGUUACAUCGCCAAUGAACUAGAUGGCUUAACAGGAGGCAGCAACACCAUCGUAGUUCUUGGCAUCUGGUCUCACUUUAGCACUUUCCCCAUCGAGGUGUACAUCCGGAGGAUGCAGAGCAUCCGCAGGGCAGUGCUGCGGCUGUUGGACAGGGCUCCAGAAACGCUGGUCAUCAUCCGGACUGCAAACCCGAAAGCAUUGACACUUUAUGAGACGCUGACCAACAGCGACUGGUACUCGCUGCAGCAUGACAAGGUGCUCAGGGCUGUGUUCAAAGGAUUGAAUGUUCGUCUGGUGGAUGCUUGGGAGAUGGGCCUGGCCCACCACCUGCCGCACAGCCUCCACCCACAACCUCCCAUUAUAAAGAAUAUGAUUGAUGUUCUCUUGUCCUACGUAUGUCCUCAAAAUGAUGGAUAGAUGUGUUUGUUGGGAAGGAAGAUUCAAAUGUACACUUGAUCAUCAGUCUGCUGGCCUUGGCCAAGUAAGGUGCCGGAGGUCUCCAGGUGCGCCAGUGAAGGCCAGAGGCCAAACCGAUGUUGUCACCAGCAGGAUGCCGGUCACCAUUCAGACUGGCAGAACCAAGAUGACGAAACAAAGAAUUUCCCAAUAAACAAAAGUACUUAGUAUUGUCAGUUCAGCUAAGGUGUGUUCAUCAAUAAACUUUCAACUUGUUAUUUUA